CUGAGUGACGCAAUUGGAGAAAAUUUCAGCACUUUGAUGUCAGUAGUCGAAAGUGUUGAAGAUUCUAUUGACGGCAAUAGCACUGAGAUUAUAGAUAAGCUUGGAAGUUAUAAGAGACACUUUGACAAACGUUUUGAUUCCGUUGAUACUGAGUUGAGCUCAUUGAGAACAUAUAUGGAUAGAAACUUUACUGAGUUGAAAACUGACAUUGGCGAAAACUUUAGUAUGGUAUAUGGAGACCUUUCAGAGUUGAGUAAUUAUUUAGAUGAAAAUGUGACAGAGUUGAUGUCUACAUUAAUGUCAUACAAAGGAGAUCUUGAAAAGAAGAUUGAUACGAAGUUUGAUGAUGUUGAAGAUGAGCUAUCAUCUUUAAGUUCGUACAUGAACAGCAACUUUAGUGACUUGAAGAGCGAAGUUGGCGAGAACUUUAGUAGUGUAUAUGAAGAUUAUUCAGAUUUGAUGACGAAGUUGAAGAGUUACAAGACCAUGAUUGGUGAAAACUUUAGUAUGGUUUAUGAUAGUAUUGAUGAGAUUAGUGACUAUUUAGAAACCAACUUUAGUACAUUGAAGAGUGACCUACAGUCUUACAACGAAGAAUUGUAUACCAACUUUAGUAUGGUAUAUGGAGACCUUUCAGAGUUGAGUAAUUAUUUAGAUGAAAAUGUGACAGAGUUGAUGUCUACAUUAAUGUCAUACAAAGGAGAUCUUGAAAAGAAGAUUGAUACGAAGUUUGAUGAUGUUGAAGAUGAGCUAUCAUCUUUAAGUUCGUACAUGAACAGCAACUUUAGUGACUUGAAGAGCGAAGUUGGCGAGAACUUUAGUAGUGUAUAUGAAGAUUAUUCAGAUUUGAUGACGAAGUUGAAGAGUUACAAGACCAUGAUUGGUGAAAACUUUAGUAUGGUUUAUGAUAGUAUUGAUGAGAUUAUCUUACAACAAAUGACAUUGGAGAACAACUUUAGUAUGGUAUAUGGAGACCUUUCAGAGUUGAGUAAUUAUUUAGAUGAAAAUGUGACAGAGUUGAUGUCUACAUUAAUGUCAUACAAAGGAGAUCUUGAAAAGAAGAUUGAUACGAAGUUUGAUGAUGUUGAAGAUGAGCUAUCAUCUUUAAGUUCGUACAUGAACAGCAACUUUAGUGACUUGAAGAGCGAAGUUGGCGAGAACUUUAGUAGUGUAUAUGAAGAUUAUUCAGAUUUGAUGACGAAGUUGAAGAGUUACAAGACCAUGAUUGGUGAAAACUUUAGUAUGGUCUUUAAUGAUAUUAUGGAUAGUUAUGAAAAACUAAACGAAGGCAUUGCGGAUGUCGACAAGAAAUUAGAUUCUUUUGAUUAUGAAGUCAGGAAAAAUUUCAGUCGUGUUUUUGCAGAUAUUGAUACCAAUUUCACCAAGCUUCUUAGGGACAUUGGCGAUAAAGCUGAACAGUUGAAUGAUACUUUUCUGUACCUAGAUGAUGCGUUGAAUACAACGCUUGUGACGGAUUUCAAGAAGACUUUUGAAGAUUUAAAGGAAGUAGUCAAUAUGAAAAAUGUUUCUGUGAUUGUAGAAGAAAUGAUGAAGGAGAAGUUGAACGUAAACUUGAACGUAACUGUUGAGCAGCCAGUUUCGCAAGCUCCUGAGCCCUAUCGAGUAGGAUAUGCGUAUCCACCUCCUUCUUGUGGUUGGGCACCUCCUGCAGGUGCGAUGUAUCCACCUCCACAACAAUAUGUACCUCAGUAUGCCAUGAAGUCUCAAUGAGCGUUUGAUAAUGUCAUUUUUAGUAAUCAUCUUUGAAUAAAAGUUUUGAUUUGGAA
Galdieria sulphuraria is the source of this 1787-nucleotide messenger RNA. RefSeq lists its product as uncharacterized. The transcript has 2 exons. Bases 37 to 1731 code for a protein of 564 amino acids. The record is from RefSeq and is a predicted model, not a curated record. NCBI's taxonomy places the organism in Eukaryota, Rhodophyta, Bangiophyceae, Galdieriales, Galdieriaceae.